Molecule: messenger RNA, 4069 nt
Organism: Bradysia coprophila
Lineage: Eukaryota; Metazoa; Arthropoda; Insecta; Diptera; Sciaridae
Source: RefSeq, a predicted model, not a curated record
GGGUCGGAAAGGUGUUUCUAAGGCACAUUGAAUUUGAUUAUAGAAGAAGAAAAAAAAAUUGCUAGAAGAAAAUCCUUUUUUUUGAAAUAAAAUCCAAACAUAAGCACAAAACGGGAAAAUAGAUUUUUCUUGUUUGAAUUUGUGUUUGAUUACCAACUCGAAGCGAAAACCGUAAAAAAAAUCAAAUUAAAAUUUUAUUAUUGUCCGUUCAUUUGAAAGGUAUUUACCAUUAAAAAAAACUCACUUCAUAUAUGACGAGUAUUUUGUUUGUUCUUUUAAGAUAAGCAAGUAAAUGUUAUGAUAUAACUAGUGCUAAAGGAUAUCUGCUUCAAUAAAUCAUGAUAAGUAUUUGGUACAACAAUAACGAUAACAAUAGGGACUGGGUACGAAUUGCUGGUCGAUAGUACCCAUUAUACCCUUCAAAAGGGUUAAGAACAUCAUUCAAGAAACCAACCACAUCCCAACAGCAGCAACCUCAAAAUCAAAUACAACAACAAAAAUCGGCAACCAGUGGUUCAACGCCAUCGUCAAAUAAAUUGCAAGAUAAGAUGGUCGGAAAACGUGAUAUCAAACGUGGAUCACUCCAGCGCACAUCAGAAGGCGGUGCUUAAAAAACAAAGAGCUUGCAAUUUUCCGUAAAAUCUGUAAAACAAUCAUCUCUGUUUGAACAUUUAAUUUUGGGUCAGUGUUGACGUUUCUAACAAAAAGAAAUGUAAGAAAGGAACGGAAAAUAUCAUAAAGUUGAUAUUUUACAUUAUUUUUCUCCACAAAGACUAAACGAAAUGCAAAUCUGAGGGUAAAAAGACCAAGCGAAAAACGUAUAAACAGAACAUGAUUAUCCGACGCAGUACAAAUUUGGUGGGAAAGUUCACUCAGAGUGUUCGUCGCAUAGUUCAAGAUGUUAAAGACGAGCCACCGGCCAGUGGUAUGACCAGAGAUGAAGUUAUCGAAACAAAUGAACGAUUACGGGCCGUUCGUAUUCGACUGGAAGAAUCGUAUGACACCGCCAAAAAAUCAUUAGUUACGUUGAUGAAUAAAUAUGGCGAUUCGAAAACCCACCGAAACAUAUUCAAUCGUUAUCCAUUAUUGAAAAUUAUGAUAAAGGACGUAAUCAAAUUAGAAACUCAGUACUGGACCCUUGUCGAUAUUCCGAAGCAAGAGAAACAGGAAACGGUACCCUCCUAUGUGAUGCGAGCUUGUUCGAUUAUGGAAAAGACACAAAAAUCCGGUGAAGGUGUUAAAACGUCGGCGCGUCUAGCUGAAGAGGCAGCCGAACGAAAGGACCGUAUGGAACGAUUAGAAACAAUGACCACGGUUAUAAUUGAACAAGAGAAUACCCAAAUGAUAAACGACCUGUAUCGGCUGCUAAAAAAGUACUCUGGUUUGCGUAAUCUAAUUCGAGAGUUGAAGUCAGAGUAUGGUGAUUCAAAAUUGUAUCCAAUAUUUCCACGAUACACAAUGCUAAAGGAUAUGAUAAAGGACAUUAUGCACAAUCCCGAUUACAUGGAAGUUUGUCACGAAGUUGAUAACUGAAAUAAAAUUCGCCAGGACAGUGUUAUCGUCUACAUCAUCAUCACCAUCAACAACAACACCAACGCCAUUGUCAACACCUUAUAUGCGAGUAUAUACAUGACGUUUUUACUAUUAAAUUUUUGAAUAAUUGAAAAUUGUUUUCUCGUACACUCGGAAUGCUUCCACAUUCUUUCUAUUAAAUUUCUCUUUUUUUUUUCGUCGGAGUUUAUGAAAAUCUGAUAUUCAAUAAUAUUUUUUUGAAAAGAAGGAACUUCGGUAUAUAGCCAAACCAUUUUGAUAUUAAAUAUAUUAAAUGUGCUGAGUCUGAUGCUGCUGUUGAAUGAAUGUAUUGAAAACUUUUAUUGUUGUUGUCGUAGAGAGUGUAUUUAAAUUCGACUGCAAAUUGUUCUUUUGUUUCAUAUUUAUCCGAGAAUAUUUUUUCUGUUAGUAAAACGCUACUGGUUAGCGUCAAAUUUAAAUACAUUCUGGUCGCAUUUAUUUCUACAAAAAUUUCAAUAUUUCAUGAACAAGCUAAAAUCUGAACUGGGGACCGGCCAAUCUUAAGAAUUUCCUUCUACUCCAUCAAUUCGACUUUUCUGUUUACAAAUAGUUGCACAAUACGAUUCGCCCACUCCCACCCAUCUUUAUUGUUACAUGCUUCUUUACACGCGAUGCGUUCAUCAUUUGUUGUUGUAUUCUUCUCCACCGAGUGACCUCAUCUACGUCAAAAACCCUCUAGGAUAAAUGGGAUGACUCCAAAAAGAGUCAAGUAGCAAAAGCUGUUGUGCAAAAUCAUAUAACAACUCUCUUAGAUUGAUUCUUUAAUGAUACCCACCCAAUCUCUAGAUUGGACACUACAGCGUAUUUUUAUCUUGUUUUGUAUUCUUCCUUUGCCAUCCGUCUUAAUUUCAGUAGUUCGUUGUUAUCUGCACAAUUUCUCAAAAUUUAGUUUCUACCAACUGAUAAUUGAGUCUCAGCUUAGUACAGGGUAUUGGGUACACACACAUAGAGAAAAAACCAACUGAAAAUAAACAUCGCGGUGGCUAUGAACUGAACAUUGUAUCUCCCUGAUUCCGUACAAUGAAUGUGUAGAUGUCCAGUGUUUUCUCUCUCCGUGAUAUAUAUCAGCUGAAUGUAGGCAAUUAUUUUGCAUAACCCCAAACACAAAUAAUUUAGAUUUAAAACCAGCAAAUAAGUUCGAACUAAACGUAUAAGGAUAUUAGUAAUUAUGUUCAGAAAUUGAACAAUGGGAAAGGCGUUCACUUUCACUAAAUCGCCUUUCGCUUUGUUCACUUUCAGUUUUAUAUUUUUGUGCUCUAAAAUUUAUACUUUUUAUGAUAAGAAAAUGUACAGUUGAUUAAAAAUGUAACCUAGGACAUACAUUUGGUUUUGUGGAUUUGUACGUAUUAUAGCGGCAAUUUAAACUGCAAAUAACGCGCAAAAUCCUUGACCAUGGCUAAUUUUACAAUUAGAUUUAUGAAUGUUACUUCAAGCGGAAAAUCAUAGAAUGACUGAAUUUCACAAAUGAUUUACACUGACGAACACCUGAACGUAAGGACGUGUUAUCAAUCUCUUAUUUCUACUCUCUUCUGUCAUUUCUCCAUAACGAAAGCAUAGCAAAAUGAGAAAAGUGAGAAAAAGAGAGCAAUAACAGAAAUGUAUCAGGAUAAAAAGGCACUUCCGGGUGUUCAGUGGUGUAAUUGAUUUAUUGUGAUUUAAUUUCAGCAAUUUUCUGCCCAAAAUAACAUUCCUAAUGUAUAAAAGUCGAAAAGCCUUGUCAUACGCCAUAGAGCCAAAAGGUAAUCUACCUGAUGUAACACACAAAGGCUCGGAACAGGGCAACCUGAACAUGACCCAAAAAUACCUGAAUCCGUUUUGACCUGAAAGUUUCAAGGCUGAGAGGCGACUUUUCUACUCGGUCAAUAUCGCCCUAUGGACGAUAUUAUCAUUUUCUGAACGAUAUCGUUUUUUGGACGAUAAUAUUUUUUCCAACAAUUUUUUGAAAGAAAAUUUUAGAAAUAUCUAAAAGUUGUAAAAAAUUGUAGGAAUUUUUUCGAAAAUUUUAGAUACAGUUUUCUAUAAAACAGUCUUUGCCUGAAACUGAUAUCAUUUCUCAGCUAGCUUCAACCUUAAACACUGAAAUUUCAGGCAAACCUGGAACCGACCUGAUCAGGUUUAGAUAAAUCAGAUUUAGAUAAAUCAGAUUCUGGUCAGGUCAUUUUGUCUUUAUGUCACGUAAACUUUCAGAUUGGGUUGUUUUUUUCGGCUAUUCCGAGCUAUUUCCGUUUCAUAAUUUUAAAAGAAUUUAAAAGGUACACAUCAUUUAACACCAAAGAAUGAAGGAACAGUAAAUUUAAUAAUAAAAAUAGUCUAAUGUGUGCGUAAACAGCAAACAAAUUGAUAAAUAAACUAUUUUCAUCAUUAACUGUAAAUCAUAUAAAGAUCGAUAAAAAAAAAUAAAAAAAAAUUAAUAAAAAAAAAUAUUUAAAUAAAAGGAACGUAGUUAAUCACAAAAAUAAAUUUCUUAAAUUCGUAAAUUUAUAACAAAGUAAGUAAA